This is a messenger RNA of Phasianus colchicus (ring-necked pheasant), 2370 nucleotides long. RefSeq names its product LanC like family member 3 (gene LANCL3). The record is from RefSeq and is a predicted model, not a curated record. NCBI's taxonomy places the organism in Eukaryota, Metazoa, Chordata, Aves, Galliformes, Phasianidae. Gene Ontology annotation, biological process: peptide modification; carbohydrate metabolic process. Gene Ontology annotation, cellular component: plasma membrane.
AUGGCGAGCCAGCGCUGCUUCGCCAACCGCUUCGAUGACUACGCGGGCAGCCUGGCGGCCGCGCCGGACAAAGAAGUGGCGGUGCCGUUGGUGACGGCCACCAUCGAGCGGAUCUUGAAGGAGCUGCCGCCGCUCGGCGGCGGGGCGGCGGGCGGUCCCCGCGGCUGCCAAGGCGGGCUGUACGGCGGGGUGGCCGGCGUGGCCUACAUGCUGUACCACGUCGCGCAGUGCCCGCUGUUCGCGCCGUCGCGGGAGGCCUACCUGCGGGCCGCCCGGCGCGUGGUGGACGCCUGCCUGCGCUACCAGGAGGCGGGCGGCGAGGCCGACGCCGACACCCGCGCCGCCUUCCUGCUGGGCGGCGCCGGGGUGUACGCGGUGGCCGCCUUGGUGUACCGGGCGCUGGGGCUGCCCGACUUCGCCCGGCCUCUGGGCAAGUUCCGCGAGCUGAGCGAGGUCUGCGCGCCGCUCUCCUUCCUCGAGUGCGGCUCCGACGAGCUCUUCGUGGGCCGCGCCGGGUACCUGUGUGCCGCCCUGGUGCUGAAGCAGCGGCUCGGCAUGGAGGUGCUGACCCCAGCACAAAUAAAAUCAAUUUGCCUGGCCAUUCUGGAAUCAGGAAAGCAGUAUGCAGUGAAGAAGAGGAAACCGUUCCCACUCAUGUAUUCCUACUAUGGAACAGAGUAUCUUGGUGCAGCACAUGGACUUUCAUCAAUCCUUCAGAUGUUACUUUCCUAUUUUGAGUACCUGCAGCCAGCAGAUCAGGAGCUUGUGUGGCAGAGUGUUGACUUUCUCAUGGACCAAGAGCAGAAUAGCAACUGGCCUCCUGAGCUGGGGGAGACAAUCGAGCGGGAGAAUGAGCUUGUUCACUGGUGUCACGGAGCUCCAGGCAUUGCAUAUCUGUUUGCCAAAGCUUAUCUGGUUUCCAAGAAGCCUCAGUACCUGGACACUUGUAUCCGUUGUGGAGAGCUAACCUGGCAGAAAGGCCUGCUGAAGAAGGGACCUGGAAUAUGCCAUGGAGUGGCUGGUAGUGCUUAUGUGUUCCUGCUGCUCUAUAGGCUCACUGGAAACUCAAAAUACAUCUACAGGGCCCAAAGGUUUGCAGAGUUCUUAUUUACAGAGGAAUUUAAGGCUGGUUCCCGGGCAUUAGAAAGUGUAUAUAGUCUGUAUGAAGGCUUCUCGGGGACUGUGUGUUUCCUGACUGACUUGCUGCAGCCCAAUCAAGCCGAGUUUCCUCUCUUCAGUGUCUUUGUCUAGAGAACAACAUCCUUCAGGGCCGCAUUCCUGUGGCGACGGGAGAGGGCACCUGUGGUUUCACCUAUUUGUGAGAGGCUAUUUCCAAAACAAGCCAGUGGUACCAAUAAUGCUAGCCUUAAUGUAGCUGGGAGGCAGGUGAAAGUAAAUUCACUUGGGCUUUGGGUAAGGGAAGCAUGUGAGCAAAAAAAAGGGGGGUGGGGUCAGUUCAAAAAAGGGGAAGGGGUUGAAUCUGAUGGGGUAGAUAUUUAUCUGUAAAGAAGUAAAAUAUAUUUAAGUGAUAGAGAGAGGAGCAUUAUCAAACUUUUAAUUUGGUGGCUACACAGGAGAAAAGGCAAGCUAGAAUUAAGGGACAUGCAAAGAAGAAAGAAAGUGAUACAUCCAGGAUGUUUUAAAAGGAGACUUGCAGAAGCAAGUCUUUACGCAGUGAAGCACUUUCCAGGGAGGGCGUUGUAGACGUGUCACUACACUGCACAAAGGCAAAAUCUGGGAUUUUGUAUCUAGACCACGUUUACUAGUACUAGUGCCAUGUAUUAGAAAUAGCUGUAUCCUGGAGCUCUUUUCACAUGUACGUAAGGAUAGUUCUGUAGCUAGCUAUUUAUGGAGCCUGCAGUUUCAAAGGAUCAUUUCACUGAGUAGAGUUUCAUGUGUGUAAAUGAGAACUGAAUUUGGCCCUUCCUUUUGGAGCUCAGUCUGUGGUGAGGAGCUGGUCUCCUUACUGGUUUACCCUUACUGUGGCACUCUUACCAAUACUUUCCCUUCUGCAGGGAUAAUUAGUGCUGCUGUGGAGACUUGGAUUGAAAAGUUACAAAGCAAAGACACCACCGGCAGAUGCUUCUUCACAGUACAGCAUUGCUAGAAUAGGUAUUGUUCAGUAAUACAAAAGCUUCCUUUAAAAAUUAAUUACCUUGAGCAGCAUUUCUGAACAAUAGCAUACGUAGUUCAGAGAACAGAAAAACAAUUUUCCCAAUGAAUUGUUCAUUCCAAGCCCUGAAAACUGAAUGCAAACCUCUGAUGGCAAACUGAGCUUAAGAAAAACCUGAUAGAAAAACUCAAAUUGCUUCUUCUCUUGGUGAACAAAAUAAUGUAUGUGCCCAAAUGAUUUGUAGCUAUAGAAAUAAA